CAGACAAUACUAGAGGAGUAGGGAAAAGUGAUCGGCUUUUGCCUUUUCCGUGAUCCACUAACAUGUCUUCCACAUCUCACGCAGGCGCGCUGAUUCUGACCCACGUGGCAUGACGUCCUGCUUGAUGUGUUCAUCAGCGAAUAACAGUCUGUGAAGCCGUUUUAUAGAGUUACUAUUCAACAACAGAAGAGAUAUGUCUCAGUUACAAACCAGGUUCUUUACGGAUAACAAAAAAUAUUCAGUCGAUGACGUCCCAUUCUCCAUCCCUGCUGCCUCAGAGGUACAGGAACUCAGCAACGUCAUCAACAAGCUGCUCGAAGCAAAGAAUGGGUCUCACAGCCAGAUUGAGUUUGACUUCCUGGUGCGAGGUCAGUUCCUGCGGACAUCGUUGUCAAAUCACAUGGAGGCUGAAGGCAUCUCAACGGAAGAUGUGGUGGAGAUCGAGUAUGUGGAGAGGUUCACCGCUCCCCAACCAGAGGAGUGUAUGAUGCAUGAUGACUGGAUCAGCUCAGUGGAGGCAGACUCUGAAUGGAUCCUGACGGGUUCCUAUGAUAAGACAGCCAGGAUCUGGUCUCUGGAGGGCAAGGCUGUGAUGACGGUGGCCGGACACACGGACGUGGUGAAGGACGUGGCCUGGGUCAGGAGAGAUGGCCUGACCUCCCUGCUGCUCACGGCCUCUCUGGACCAAACCAUUCUGCUGUGGGAGUGGAACUCUGAGAGGAACAAGCUGAAAGCUAGACACUGUUGCCGUGGACACGCUGGGAGUGUUGACACUAUCGCCACGGAUCCCACACGCACUAAGUUCUGCAGUGGUUCCUGGGACAAGAUGCUGAAGAUCUGGUCAGCAGUGGCCACAGAGGAGGAGGAGGAGGUGGUGGUAGAGGAGCCUCCCAGCAGACCCAGAAAGAAACAGAAGACUGAACAGCUCGGACUGACCAGGACACCCCUCAUGACAUUGUCUGGUCACAACGAGGCGGUGUCGUCUGUCCUCUGGUUGGACAGUGAGGAGAUCUGCAGUGCAUCCUGGGACCACACCAUCCGCCUCUGGGAUGCCGAGACCGGAAGCGUGAAGACCACACUGACUGGCAGUAAGGUGUUUAACCACAUCUCCUACUCUCCACUGUGUCGUCGCCUGGCCUCUGGCAGCACUGACAGACACGUCAGGCUGUGGGACCCUCGCUCUAAAGACGGGUCUUUGGUGUUGCUGUCUCUUACCUCUCACAGCGGCUGGGUCACAGCGGUGAAGUGGGCUCCUUCCCAUGAGCACCAACUGGUGUCUGGUUCCCUCGACAACCUGGUCAAACUCUGGGACACCAGGAGCUGCAAGACCCCUUUGUAUGAUGUGUCUGCCCAUGAGGACAAGGUGCUCUGUGUGGACUGGACUGACAGCAGGUUGAUGUUGAGUGGAGGAGCUGACAACAAGCUGUACACAUACAGAUACACAGCCUGCGAGACAGACGCUGGAGCGUAGACGAGACGGACUGGAGACAGACAUAGCACCUGUUUUUAUUUCUCUGAUGUAUUGCCUGUUGAUUAAAGUCUUUCCUGAUGUAGAUAUGUGUAUUUAUGAACUGCCACAGUUGUGUCGAUGGAGGCUGUUCUUCAUGAUAUAAGAUAGCCAAGGUGACAUACUGUUUUUGAAGAUACAGCUCGUCUCCAUUUUAAUACUGUGUAUGUAUGUAGCCACAUCGUUUCCAGAUUAAACUACUGUGUGGAGAACCAUCAGUGGCAGGUCUCUAUACUGCCCUCUCUUGGGACAGAUUAAUAGAUCAUAAUAGAUGUGAUAUAUAUAUAGGUAUAAUUACUGUGCCAUUAUAAUUCCAACUGUCGUUGUUAAUCAGAAUGUCUGUCUACAUCCAUGAUAUACCAGUGUUUUAAAUACAAUAACUACCCAGUCAUCAGUUUUUCAGAUUAAAGAUCUUUCUAUUUUCCUGCA
This is a messenger RNA of Oncorhynchus kisutch (coho salmon), 1936 nucleotides long. RefSeq names its product ribosome biogenesis protein wdr12. Gene Ontology annotation, biological process: ribosome biogenesis; maturation of LSU-rRNA from tricistronic rRNA transcript (SSU-rRNA, 5.8S rRNA, LSU-rRNA); maturation of 5.8S rRNA from tricistronic rRNA transcript (SSU-rRNA, 5.8S rRNA, LSU-rRNA). NCBI's taxonomy places the organism in Eukaryota, Metazoa, Chordata, Actinopteri, Salmoniformes, Salmonidae. The record is from RefSeq and is a predicted model, not a curated record. The transcript has 13 exons. Gene Ontology annotation, molecular function: protein binding. Bases 194 to 1471 code for a protein of 425 amino acids. Gene Ontology annotation, cellular component: preribosome, large subunit precursor; PeBoW complex.